AUGCAUAGUCAGUCAUCAGAUGACCGCAAAUUAGGAAUUGUGUCCGGAGGAGUUAAAGAUGCAACAUCAGCGGUACGAACAUUAUCUUCAAAUACUUCCAUAUCACGUGUGAUUGCGAGCCAGCAGAAAUCACUUCCUGAUUCGCAGCAAGCAGUAUUACUUGCCAGUGGUUCCGUUCCACUGGGUACCUCUCUCAGGGAUUUUGUGAAUGACCUAGACAAUUACGUGCCAACGAUACCGGAUGCUGUUACAAUCCAUUACAUGAAAAAAAGUGGGGUUGAUUGUGCAGAUUCGCGGGUUAUACGUUUAUUCUCACUUGCAGCUCAAAAGUUUACUUCGGAUAUUAUUUUGGAUGCUAUGCAACAAGCACGUAUGAAAGGAUUAGGCCAAACAAAGAAAGGUACCAAAGAAACACGUUACACGUUGACUUCAGAACUACUGGAGCCCGUGCUUGCUGAAUAUGGUAUCGAACUGAAAAGACCUCCCUAUUUUCAUUGA
This is a messenger RNA of Cercopithifilaria johnstoni, 498 nucleotides long. The record is from the annotation of a GenBank genome assembly. NCBI's taxonomy places the organism in Eukaryota, Metazoa, Nematoda, Chromadorea, Rhabditida, Onchocercidae.